GCAACGUUGGCUUACUUCAUAUACGAGUUCGUGGAAUUUGACCACGUGUCAAUUGCUAAAAGGAAUCCAGCCUAAUAAAACGUUGUACUACAAAAACCCCAUUAAAAAUGAAAAACUGAAGAAAACUGUUGAAUAUUCCGCAGAAGAAUAGGGCAGGAGCAGGAGGAAGGAGGAAGGAGGAGAAUAGGCUCUGAUUAACUGAAAAGAUUAAAAAUGCAACUGAUAAAUGCAGCAGAGAUCGUGAGGAUGGUGACUCGGCAUGAUAGUGGCAAUAUGUUGGGGGCAGAAAUAGAAUUUGGAACGGCAUGGUGGUUUAUAUAUGCAGGGAUCUCAUGCUUUCUGGUAUUAUUCGCGGGAAUCAUGUCUGGAUUGACUUUGGGGUUGAUGUCUUUGAGCCUUGUUGAUCUUGAGAUUCUUGAGAGAAGUGGGACCCUUACAGAGAAAAAACAAGCUGCUACCAUACUUCCAGUGGUUAAGAAGCAGCACCAGCUUCUUGUGACUUUGCUCCUAUGUAAUGCUGCUUCCAUGGAGGCCCUUCCAAUAUACCUGGACAAGCUUUUCAAUCAAUUUGUUGCAAUUAUAUUGUCUGUGACUUUUGUUCUAGCAUUUGGAGAGGUCAUUCCUCAAGCAAUAUGCACUAGAUAUGGACUUGCAGUUGGCGCAAAUUUUAUUUGGCUCGUGCGCAUUCUUAUGAUCAUUUGCUAUCCUAUUGCUUACCCUAUUGGAAAGAUUCUAGACUGUUUGUUGGGACACAAUGAAGCACUGUUUAGACGAGCUCAACUGAAAGCCCUUGUCACUAUCCAUAGUCAGGAGGCUGGUAAAGGAGGUGAGCUUACGCAUGAUGAGACAACGAUUAUCAGCGGAGCACUAGAUUUGACGGAGAAGACUGCUGAGGAGGCCAUGACACCUAUUGAGUCAACAUUUUCACUGGACGUCAACUCCAAAUUGGACUGGGAGGCCAUGGGAAAAAUUCUUGCUCGCGGUCAUAGCCGAGUUCCUGUAUACUCUGGGAAUCCAAAAAAUGUUAUUGGACUUCUACUGGUAAAGAGUCUUCUUACUGUUCGGCCUGAAACAGAGACUCCAGUUAGUGCUGUAUCUAUCCGAAGAAUUCCACGGGUACCCUCAGAUAUGCCUCUAUAUGACAUACUAAAUGAGUUCCAAAAGGGCAGCAGUCAUAUGGCUGCUGUGGUGAAGGCUAAAGGGAAAAGCAGACAUGUUCCACCAACAGUAGAUGAAGGAAAAUCUGAAGGUAAUGCUGUGAGUAGCGGAAAUUCUCACCUAACUACCCCUCUGCUAUCAAAGCAGGAUGAGAAGUCAGAAAGCGUUAUUGUUAACAUUGAAAAGCCUUCAAGGCCGGCCUCAAAUCACACACUUACAUACAGCGAGGCAGUGACACAUGGCUUGCCUUCUACAGUAGAUGAUGUUGAAGAGGGCGAAGUAAUUGGUAUCAUCACUCUCGAAGAUGUAUUUGAAGAGCUCUUGCAGGAGGAAAUUGUAGAUGAGACAGAUGAAUUUGUUGAUGUACACAAAAGAAUACGUGUUGCUGCUGCUGCGGCUGCUUCAUCAGUGGCACGUGCACCAUCAAUUCGGAGGUUAACAGCCCAAAAAGGAUCUGCAGGCCAACUUAAGCAAGGUAGUACGCCAAGAAAGUCUGGUGAGGUUGAUUCUUCAUCAACGAAAUUGCAGGGUAAUAUUGGAGAGCCUCUUCUUGGCGAUAAGAGAUGAUACAGACAGAGCUCGUAAUUUGGUGGCUUCCUGAGAAUAUACAGUGGCACCCAGAGAUUACAAAACGUAGUAGGUGACUGAGAGGUGGAUUAAUAUUUGUCCAUCAUUAUGUAGUCCUGAAACUGCAUAUAAUUUUUUUAUGUACGUUUUGACGAAAAUUUUGCCAUAUGUUUAGAUAAAUAUGAUACUGGAGCUUUUAAGGUCUAUGUGAUUUGCGGAUUCUUGCAUAGCUA
Molecule: messenger RNA, 1958 nt
Organism: Coffea eugenioides
Lineage: Eukaryota; Viridiplantae; Streptophyta; Magnoliopsida; Gentianales; Rubiaceae
Product: DUF21 domain-containing protein At4g14240-like
Exons: 12
Coding region: 214-1725 (503 amino acids)
Biological process (GO): magnesium ion homeostasis
Cellular component (GO): intracellular membrane-bounded organelle
Source: RefSeq, a predicted model, not a curated record